Molecule: messenger RNA, 2346 nt
Organism: Leucoraja erinaceus (little skate)
Lineage: Eukaryota; Metazoa; Chordata; Chondrichthyes; Rajiformes; Rajidae
Product: NFX1-type zinc finger-containing protein 1-like
Exons: 7
Coding region: 1-2346 (781 amino acids)
Biological process (GO): regulatory ncRNA-mediated heterochromatin formation
Cellular component (GO): nuclear RNA-directed RNA polymerase complex
Molecular function (GO): helicase activity
Source: RefSeq, a predicted model, not a curated record
AUGGGCAGCAGGAAGCGUGGGCAUCGGGAAACCUCAAGCCACUCCUCCAGUAAGAGUUCCCGUGGAUCCGAUGGGAGCGGAUACCGUGCCCGUAUCUCUCCGGAACUGCUCUCCCACGGCCUCGCCGCGCUGGAGAAGCGGCUGCGCGCCCACUCUCCCGUGUUGCCGCUGCUGCAGGAAGAGCUGCUGCCGGUUCUCGACGGCGCGGAGCUGAGGCGCCCGGACACGGGGCUCCUGAUCCGGGGCCUGGUGGUGGCGGGGGACGAGGCCCGAGGGGAAAAGGAGGGCGACGGAGAGGCCGUGGGAGAGGUGGCGGCCCUCUUGCUGCGGCUGACGCUGGCCUUCCCCCAGGCCGUUGAGCCCCAAAUCCACCUGCCGGCCGACUUGCUGCAGACCCGCCUGCACAGGCUGGACCUUGAGCUUCCUUGGCCCACCAGGAAGCACCUGCAUGACCUGAGGCGGGCCGUGGACGAAGCCUUCCCGCAAGGCCGAGACUGGGCGAGGGAGCUCACCUUCAGCGAGGAGAGGCCUAGGGAUAUCGCGGUCCUCCCCGUCUUCCCCACCUCUGAGGAACUGCUGGGCUCUCCGGACCCCUGGCUGAAGCCCAAUGUGGUGGAUGGGGCCGACCAUGGCAACCAGGCCGACCAUGGCAACCAGGCCGACCAUGGCAACCAGGCUGACCUUGGCAACCGGGCCCACCAUAGCAACCAGGCCGACCAUGGCAACCGGGCCCACCAUAGCAACCAGGCCUAUCAUAGCAACCGGGCCUACCUGGACACCCACUUCCGCCUCCUGCGGGAGGACAUGGUGAAGCCACUGAGGGAGAAAUUAGCUGCUUGCUUGACUCCGGCAGGCCGCCCCCACCAGUUGAACGGUGGGUCCAAGGUGUACAGGGACGUGCGGGUCCUCUACCCAGAGUGCCAGUGGGACGGAGUCGUCUACAGGGUCAGCUUUGAUGCCGGGGUCUUUGGCCGGGGACCUCAGCUUCCCGCCGAGCGCCUGGCCAAAGGCUCCAUGGUGUGCUUGUGGGCGCCGCGCUGCCCGGAGGUUUUCCCCGCCCUGGUGGCCAAGCAGGACAAGGAGCAGCUGGCCGCGGGCCGCCUGUUACUCCGCUUCGAGGGCGCGGCCCACCCCAGCUUCUCCCGCCACCUCUACACGCACUCCUUCUUCAUGGUGGAGUCGCCGUCCUGCCCGGAUACUCACCGCCACGUCCUGCGGGGCCUGCAGGAGGCCGACCCCGGCUGCCUCCCCUUCCAACGCUACGUGGUGAUGUGCAAGGGCCGUGUGCGGCCACCGAGAUACCUACAGACCCGAGGCACCGGCCUGGACAUGCGGCCUCUCCUUGGGACAGGGGCGGGAAAUGAGACGAGGGAUGGUCUGGAGGAAGGAGCUGGCUGGGUGCCGGGUACGGUGAGGGAUAGUCCUGAGACCACUGGGUUGGCAGAAGAGUUCAUCAGCAUCGCCGAUCGGGAGGAGGAAGAGGGAGGCAGCGGGCAGGAGCGGGCCCAGCCUGGCUGGCAUCCGGGGCCAGCGGGACGUCCGUCUGCACGGACCAAGUACAUGGUCAACAUCUUCAAGCAAGACCUGCGGUCCCUGCCAUGGUUGAAGCACUUUGACAAGUCACAGCUGAAGGCCAUUCAGAAGGCCCUGAGCCGGGAGUUUGCACUAAUCCAGGGGUCGCCCGGUACAGGGAAGACCUUUGUUGGACUGAAGCUGGUGGAACUGCUGCUACACAACGGGGAGCUGUGGCAGGAGGGAGAGGGGUGCGGACAGGGCAGUCCCAUCCUGGUGGUCUGCAACACCAACAACAGCCUGGACCUCUUCCUGGAAGGGCUCCUGGAGGCUGACUGCUCCAAGAUCGUGCGCAUUGGGGGCUUUUGCCAAAACAAGAGGCUGCACAACUUCACCCUGGAGAACGUCCGCAAUGCGAGACUGAAGGGGAUGCUGACUCCAGUGCAGAGACGCAGAUUCAAAGAGAUCAAAGAGAAGAUAGAGAAGGUGAAAGCUGACAUCCUGUACUGCUCCAAGAUCCUGGAGCUGCUCCCGCUGGGAAUCCUCGACGAGAAGGAACUGGCCCCGGAAAUGCAGGCUGACAUGAGCACGCUGGGCCUGAGCUCGAUGCAAGGAACCUCGCCCACGCGCCCGGAUGCUCUCGCUCCAAGUUCCACGCCGCGCUCCCACGCCCACGGACCACUUCACAAACCAAGUCUCCAUGAUCCAAGGAGAGCAUGCAACCGGCGUGGUGACACGGCCCAACGCAUCACCGGGUCCGCCAUCCCCCCAUUUGAUUCUGGUCAAAAGCAAGCGCUGGCCUGCGGAGAGGGGCAGCUGGUCAGAAGUCGCUGA